Hydractinia symbiolongicarpus is the source of this 2575-nucleotide messenger RNA. Its product is annotated as potassium voltage-gated channel subfamily A member 2-like. The record is from RefSeq and is a predicted model, not a curated record. Gene Ontology annotation, molecular function: delayed rectifier potassium channel activity. Lineage: Eukaryota; Metazoa; Cnidaria; Hydrozoa; Anthoathecata; Hydractiniidae. Gene Ontology annotation, cellular component: voltage-gated potassium channel complex; membrane. The transcript has 3 exons. Gene Ontology annotation, biological process: potassium ion transmembrane transport; protein homooligomerization. The coding region runs from base 734 to 2311 and encodes 525 amino acids.
AAGUAUUAAGCCUAACAUAGUAUUUAAAAAUAAAGGUACUUUUUGAUGAGCAACACAGAACUCAAUUAGGUCACACAAGAAAUUGAGGAUUUAAACACUAUUGUGUUAGAAAAUUUACAAUUUUUGGGACUAACUUUUUGCUGACACAAAUUCCCCAAAUAAAGGUUCGCAAAAAUUACUUCCGCAGAUAAUUUGUUCUCCUAAGGUAUACAUUACACGGUAGCGCAAAAUCCAAUACAACCUUGAAGUGCACCAUGGUCGCACUUGCUUAUUUAUAAUGGGAGGAGCUUUUGAUUUCAAGUAACAGCUGCUUUUUUACUUUUAUGAUAACAAAUCGUUGAAUUUCUUUUUUUUUUAAAAGGUCUUGUUUAGAUGCAAUGUAAAUUAAUAAUAGAAUUAAAAAUGGCGAAAGACUAUUUUUUGAUUUUUGUUGUAUACAAAAGCUUCGGCAAUUAGAGCAACUUAAAAGAGAAUAGACAAAAAACUGAAGUCGAUCUGUUCUUACCAUACAUCAGUUUGUAUUUUUCAAGUGUUCAAGCGUUUGUUAAUGGAACAGCUUUCCGCUGACUCUUCAAGCGAUACAAUUUGUUUUCUAUUACCUCUAAUGUCAAUACUUCUUGGAAAUCUUUAAAAUUAUUAAUGGAUUAUGAAUAACCACCACCCUUCCUGUAGUAUAUCAGAAAUUUAACUACAACUUUGCACAUGCUCGUUGUAAUCAAAUUAAUUCGUAGUCAUGACGAUGGCAGUAACGUCGAUACAUCGUAACAUGAGCGUCCCAUCGCUUUACUCUGUUUCGUCACGUGAGCGAAUUCAAGUGUCGAAAACAGUACCACCGGUUGUUGACAGUAAAGAGAACGACAUUAUAGUUAUUAAUAUUGCCGGCAAACGAUUUGAAACAUACCUCAGCACACUGAAAAGAUUUCCUAACUCAUUGUUAGGAGAUCCGGACAAAAGGAUCCAUUUUUAUAACAAAAUUACCGGUGAAUAUUUCUUUGAUCGAUCAAGAAAAGCAUUUAAUGGCAUAUUAUAUUUUUAUCAAUCAAACGGAGUUUUGGAACGACCAGAAGGUGUGUCAGAAAGCAUCUUUUCCCAGGAAGUUAUCUUUUUUGAACUAGCUGAAAACGCAUUAGAGUUUAACGAGCAAACUCACAAAAGCGAUCAAGAUGAUUCGCUACCUUUACCAACUAAUCCGUUUUUAUCGACAAUUUGGGUUUUAUUUGAGCGACCAACUUCAUCGAUAUUUGCUAGAAUUUUAGCUAUCCUAUCUGUUGUUAUAAUUGUGUUGUCAAUUAGUGUGUUUUGUUUGGAAACCAUUCCAGAUCUCAAUCCUGACACUAAAGAUGGAAAAUAUAUGAAAGAGACUUGGUUUAUAUUGAACACAGUAUGCAAUGUAUGGUUUACUUUGGAGUACGUUCUUCGUCUGAUCUCCUCACCAAAUAAGAUACUUUUUGUGAGAUCUACUUUAAACAUAGUAGAUUUACUCUCUAUACUUCCCUAUUAUUUCAAUGUCAUACUUGGAGCUAGUGGCGGCGGCAACAAGCUUGCUGUUUUGCGAGUAAUUCGAGUUAUUCGAGUGAUAAGGAUUUUCAAAUUAACUCGCCAUUCGAGAGGACUUCAUAUUCUAGCAAAUACAGUAAAAGCAAGUAGCCAUGAACUUGCCAUGCUUAUGUUAUUCCUAGCCAUUGGAGUUAUAUUAUUUUCAAGUGCUGUGUAUUUUGCAGAAUCGGAGAAAAACGAAAGUGGAUUUAAAAGCAUUCCACACGGAUUUUGGUGGGCCGUGGUAACCAUGACAACUGUUGGUUACGGCGAUCUGUAUCCUGCAACAUUUUUGGGAAAGUUAAUUGGUACCUUGUGCGCAGUAUCAGGGGUGUUGGUCAUUGCUUUACCUGUACCAGUUAUUGUCAGCAAUUUUGAAUAUUAUUAUAAAGAGGAACAAAACCGACAAGCCAGAGAAAAUGAAAUUCUUAAACAAUCAAAACUAGAUGAAGCACUUCCAACGAUACGAGGUAGUAUGAAAAUGAUGACGGAUACAUCAAUCAUUCUUGCUGGCGGAAAAUCAAAGGACGACUCUACGUCAGAGAAUCCAAGAAAAAAACUAAAAGAUCGAUUUCAUACGCAGUUUUCUUUCAGCAUGCGACAACCACUGUCUGACGAUUUUGACAGAAGCGCAAGAGAAGAGUUGAACGGAAACUCUUCCAUGGUGAUUAACGCUCCAAACUCAACCCAGAUCACCUGUAACAACACUGUUAACAAUGCGUGCGUUCAUACACACAUCUGCAGCGAUCCAAUUGAGAUUGAAUCUUGUAUUUAAAAGGCAAAAACCUCCAAAUGAUAAAGCUUGUGCCAGGCUUGCAGGAAGAAACAAUAGUAUCAGUCAAGAACCUUAAAUGUUAAUCGAUACCAACUGGUUAUGACAGACUUUGAGAAUAUAGCAUGCUUUCUUAAAGAAUGAAAGUGCAAGACACAGAAAUGUAAAUGAAACCGAGAGUUUUACUGCUACGGCGGUAAAAAGAGUAACUUUAACAAGGAUACGAACUGUAUCUAACAUAAACUGAAAAUAAAAAGACGGUUACAA